GAGGAAGAUGCCGGAGUCGGAGCUGAAAAUCAACGCGGGCUUCGCGGCCCGCUACGGGCGCUACCGGCGGCAGGAGGAGCUGCAGCGGCUGCAGGAUCGCUAUGGGGCCGACGCAGGGGCCGGUGGGGAGUCCAGCUCGGAAUCGGAGGAAAGUGGGGACGACGCGGAGCUGGACCCUCUGCAAGACAGAGAUUUCUAUCGCACUCUGGCCCUGCUGAAAACCAAGGAUCCCAGGAUCUACCAGAAAGAUGCCACCUUCUACAGCCAAGCAGGUUCCUUGUCAGAAAGCGGGAGGGAGGCAGCGGCAGCUCCGAAGAGGAAGGAGAAACCCAUGUACCUGAAGGAUUACGAGAGAAAGGUGAUCCUGGAGAAGGAAGGCAAAUACGAGGAGGAUGAGGACGACGAGGAAGCAGCAGCUGAAAGACAGAAGAGAGCCGCCUCCCAGAGCUACGUUGAGGAGCAGAAGCGAAUCAAGGAGAGCUUCCAGCCAUUCGUGGCAGACAGCGAUGGGGAGGAGAGCGCGGGGGAGGGCGGCUCGGCCCUGCUGCAGAAACGGAUCAAGAGCACGGAGGAGAAGGCGCGUGAGGAGGAGGGCUAUGUCAGCUGGCUCAAAGGGCAGGAUUUGCCCCCGGACCAGCAGCUCGAGGACCUGGCUCCGCUGAAGGAGUAUUGGAGCGACCCCACGCUGGCCCCCGGGGAGCGCUUCCUCCGCGACUACAUCCUGAACAAGGGCUACAGGGAGGAGGACGAGGAGGAGGAGGAGGGAAGGCAAGUGCAGUGGGUUCCUGGAGACACACCCCCCCCCAUGGCCUUGUUGUCUCUCCCCAGGGGCCCUGGGGCCGUGUCCCCCCUGCGGCUGGAGGACUCCUCGGACGAGGGGGAGCUCUUCCUCAAGAAGCAGGAGGAGUUUGAGCGCAAGUACAACUUCCGCUUUGAGGAGCCUGACGCGCAGCUGGUGAGGACUUAUCCCCGGACCAUCGCCAGCUCAGUGCGCAGGAAGGACGAGCGGCGCAAGGAGAAGCGUGAGGAGAUCAGGGAGAGGAAGAGGAAGGAGAAAGCCCAGAAGCGGGAGGAGUUGAAGCAGUUGAAGAACCUGAAGCGCCAGGAGAUCCUGGCUAAGCUGGAGAAGCUGCGGGAGGCGACGGGCAACGCGACCGUGGGCUUCGGGGAGCAGGAGCUGGAGGGGGCCUUCGACCCGGCCGAACACGACCGGCUCAUGCAGAAGUUCUUCGGGGCCGAGUAUUACGGGGAGGCGGAGGAGGAGAAGCCGCAGUUCGAGGAGGAGGAGGGCGUGGAUGACGGCUGGAACUGGGACAACUGGACCGGCCGGGACGCGGAGGGGGGCGAGUGGCCGGAGGAAGAGGAGAGCUACGAGCCGCACUGCGAGGACCCCAACUUCGUUAUGGAUGCGGAUUACGACCCCCGCGUGCGGCCAGGCCCCCCCCGGAAGCGGCAGAAGGAGGCGCAGACGCUGCUGGGGAAGAGGAAGCGCAAGACGCGGUUCACGGAGGCCGUGGAGCGGGAGAAGCCCCCGUUCGACCCUGGGGCUGGCUCCUUCGAGCAGUACCUGGACGAGUAUUACCGGCUGGACUACGAGGACCUGAUCGGCGACCUGCCCUGUCGCUUCAAGUACCGCGGCGUGGUGCCCUGCGACUUCGGCCUCAGCACCCACGAGAUCCUGGCUGCUGACGACAAGGAGCUAAACCGCUGGUGCUCGCUGCGCAAGACCUGCAUGUACAGGUCGGAGAAGGAGGAGCUCCAGGACAAGGCCGCCUACACCCGCAAGGCCCAGAACACCGGCAAGAAGCAGCAGAUCCUCAAGUCCCUCUCAGCCGCCGCGGAGGAGGCCGGCGGGGACGAGCGGCGGCCCAAGCUGGGGAAGAAGCACCAGGACAAGGCGAAGCGGCAGCAGCUGGAGCAGGAGCCGCCCGGCGCCGGCCUGGCUGAGCACCAGGAGGAUGAGGGGCCCCCAGUGCCCACGGCAGGGGCCUUCAGCCCCACCCUGCCCCCUGCUGGGCAGCCUGGGGCCCUGGAGGGGAAGGCCUCCCCUGGGCCCCAGGACACGGCCCCCAAGGCAGGGCCGCGGCGGAAGCGGCGGGGGCGGAAGGGGCUGCUGCUGGGCGCCAAGGUGCGGGUGGGCGGGCGGGAGUUCAGCGGGCAGAGGCUCCAGGCCUACGGGCUCAACCCGCGCCGCCUGCGCUACCGCCAGCUUCAGCGCCACACCAGGAAGCAGCCUACGCAACAGACUCAGCGGGCCCAGGCGCCCGGACGCCAGGGGCCCGUGGACAAAGCCGCCCGGGCCUGAGCACGGAGAGGAGCCAGGGGCUCGCGUGGCUGGGGGCCA
This is a messenger RNA of Terrapene triunguis (Three-toed box turtle), 2344 nucleotides long. RefSeq names its product KRI1 homolog (gene KRI1). The transcript is spliced from 19 exons. Gene Ontology annotation, cellular component: nucleolus; 90S preribosome. The record is from RefSeq and is a predicted model, not a curated record. Gene Ontology annotation, biological process: endonucleolytic cleavage in ITS1 to separate SSU-rRNA from 5.8S rRNA and LSU-rRNA from tricistronic rRNA transcript (SSU-rRNA, 5.8S rRNA, LSU-rRNA). Bases 8 to 2305 code for a protein of 765 amino acids. NCBI's taxonomy places the organism in Eukaryota, Metazoa, Chordata, Testudines, Emydidae.